Darwinula stevensoni is the source of this 1212-nucleotide messenger RNA. NCBI's taxonomy places the organism in Eukaryota, Metazoa, Arthropoda, Ostracoda, Podocopida, Darwinulidae. The record is from the annotation of a GenBank genome assembly.
AUGAGCCGUAAUGAUGACAUGGAUUUAAAUGGUUUCCAGGAAGUAGCCCUGUAUCCCGUGUUCACGAUCGAGGAGACCCUGCGCUACUUCGGCCGCAUCCACGGCAUGACCAAGAAGGAGAUCAAGGAUCGAACGGAGUUCCUCAUCGAGUUCCUCGGGCUUCCUCCUGGGAACCGGCGGGUCGAUAGCCUCAGUUCGUGUUCGCGCUCUAACUUCACCUUGCGUGUUCUUCCUCUGAUUCCCAUUAGCGGAGGGCAACAGCGUAGGGUUUCGCUCUCGGCGGCCUUGCUCCAGAACCCCAAACUCUUGAUUCUCGACGAACCCACCGUGGGCGUGGAUCCUUUGCUGCGACACAACAUCUGGUGCCACCUGGUGCGUCUGGCGAAGGAGAACGGAACGACUGUGAUAAUCACGACACAUUACAUCGAGGAGGCGAGGCAGGCCCAAAAAGUCGGGCUGAUGAGGAACGGCUACCUGCUGGCCGAGGCGCACCCGGAGGCCCUCCUGGCGGCCCACAAUAUGAGCACCCUGGAGGAGGUCUUCCUCAAGCUGUGUCAAUCGGUGAAGGGACUCCGGCAGCCGUUGACGAGCGAGACCAAGAUGUUCCCGUUACCUGUGAACAAUCAUUCCAACAUCGUGUUCAAUGCACCGUCGCGCGAGAGGACGCUGCCCCCGGGCUCGUUGACAAAGUACCACGGCGUGUCGACGCGGGAGUUCCGGCUCAUGAGUGUGUGGACGACGGAGGAGAGUAAGCUGGGGAAGCCGAAGGGUGGCGCCUACACCCUGGAGAGGGAGGCCACGGAGACCCGGAAGGGCAAGACCAAGUCUCGGUCCUUCAGCGGGCUCGAGAAUCCCAACUUCAUCCCUGUCGAGGAACCACACGCGAACGGGGACAUGACGUUCCACCAGAAGCACAAGCGGGGACGGCGCCGAAACUACUUCGUCCCGUCGUCUGCCUCCUUGCGGGCUCUCCUAGUCAAGAACAUCAUCUCCAUGGUCCGGAACAUGGGAGCCUUGCUGUUCCAGAUGGUCCUGCCGCCCCUGCAGGUGAUCCUCUUCUGCCUGACGAUCGGCUCCGACCCGAAGAACCUCCACGUGUCUGUCGUGAACAACGAGAGCCCCUUCGGGAACUGCUCCUUUGGGGAGUUCUCCUGCGACUUCUUGCACACCAUGGACCCGAACAUCGUCAUUCAGGGAAACCUCAAAAGGUAG